This is a messenger RNA of Stomoxys calcitrans (stable fly), 3464 nucleotides long. RefSeq names its product ras-like protein family member 10B. Gene Ontology annotation, molecular function: GTPase activity; GTP binding. The transcript is spliced from 7 exons. The record is from RefSeq and is a predicted model, not a curated record. Lineage: Eukaryota; Metazoa; Arthropoda; Insecta; Diptera; Muscidae.
GUUAUUUUAGGUUUGCGGUCCAUUGUUUGUCAUUCGUUCGUUUGUUCGGAAAAAAGGAAAGCCUCACAAGCAAUACACAACCUCUCAACUAAAGCCUACAUCCAGCGCUGCCCCAUUUCGCGUUCCCUUCAUCAGCCAUCCCAUCAGACAUAGAGAGAGAAAAAAUGUCAGUUCAGUUUAAAUGAAAGACUCCCCUGAACCUGUAGCGAAACCCACAAAAGCAAUAAUUUUUCUUUUAAUUAAAACCAAGUGAAUCUAUAGACUUUCUUCAAUUCUUUUUGCAAUAUUAAAUUAAACUCCAAGAAGGACAUAGUCGAGCGAGCCAUAAGGACAAAAAAAAGAAGCGAAAAAAAUAACAACAAAAUAGAAUUAAAGCAAAUAUCAAUAAAAAGAAAGUUGUAGAACCAAAGAAACACACAAAAAUUAAGAGCAAACAAACGCACACACACACACGCACUCGUUCUCGCUCUAAGAUAGACGUAAACUCACACGUGCCACUUCAAUCUUCCUGAUACGCAGCAGCGACUCGAAAAGAAACAUCAUCAGCGCCCAAAAGCACCUGCAAGACGUUGCCCAACAUCACCAGUCUGCCCAUUCCGAAUUUACCUUGAAGACCAUUGCAAACUGGCGUUCUUUCAAAAUAUAAUGUGGAGCACUAUAUCGCCGACCAAUUCGAAGAAACUUUUAAUUGGCAGCACACGCAGCGUUGACUAUGUCGGUGACAAUUCCACAACAAAAUCAACAAAGAUAUCAAUCGCAAUGGAAAUUCAUAUACAAAACAAGUGCAUCUCAGCAUAGCGCAUCACUCUGGAGGGUGGUGCGGAGCCCCCAUGGCUACAGGGCCCCCUUAAAGCGGCAUUUUUGGGGGCCACUGGCGUCGGAAAAACCAGUAUCUUACAGCAAUUUUUCUACCAUGACUUCCCCAAGACACAUCAAACCACAACAAGAAGAAAAGUGUACAAAAGCUGUUUGGUAUGUGAUACCUGUAUCCGAGAGCUGAUGGUAAUCGAUGUUCCGCCCCAGAAACGGUUUCCAGCGGAUAAUUUUGCUGAAUGGAACAAUGGUCACCCACUGGGGUUGAGAACAGUUCAUGCCUAUGUCUUAGUGUUCGAUAUGGGAAAUUUAGAAACUUUCCGAUAUUGCAGGUCUAUGAGAGAUCAAAUUUUGGACAGCUUUUGUCAUCGUGAUUUUAGUAUAAUUGUUGUCGGCAAUAAAUAUGAUACAAUAAGUGAAACACAAGCAAAUUCACAGGAACUAAAAGACAUUUCAACUUUAGUACGGAAACACUGGCGCUGUGGCUAUGUCGAAUGUUCUGCACAAUACAACUACAAAAUUGGUGAUGUCUUUCGUGAAUUAAUGGGUUGUACCAGCACUGGCAGUGCCAUUGGCACAGAUUUUUCACAAUCAAAUAGAAAUAAAGGACGUUGUACAAUACUUUAGCAAUUGCUGCAUAAGUUUUUUAGUACCACAUCAAUAUUUUGAACUCAAAAUGAAAAAGAUAUACAACAAACAUAGAAAACAUUGUCAAGCCACAUCAAAGGAGAAGAAAGCAUAGACAGAUAUAGGUGAAAAGCGUCAUUGAAAUCAAUCAACAACAACAACAACACUUAAUAUUACAAACAAACAUACAAUACUAGAUAUUAUAGCCACAAAAAAUGUUUUUAGACUAGUUUAUCUGAAAUUGAACACAAGAAAAAAAAACAAUACACUGUAAACUAACUCCAAAAAGUAAUGCAAAUUUUGCAAACUUCUCUCAUUCAAACUUGAAAAAAAAAAAAAAUAACGAAGAGAGAGUAGAUACGAGUACUUUAUUUAAAGUUAAUACAAAAUACUUAAAGAAUUUUUUAGAUAAGCAUAUGAUGAUGAUGAGGAAGAAGAACAAUGAAAACUUAUAAAGGAUUUCCCUAACAAACGCAGGUGGAGAGAGUCGUUGCGAAUACUGCCGCUAACGGAUGCAAAACUAAUUGUGAAAUAUACCCCUAAAACUUAGCAUUGUUCAGUAUCAUGGUGUUAUUGAAAGGGCAUAGGAAGAAACUAUCGGCAAUAACAUAGAGCCUAUAGAAAAAUGUACUAAUCAAUAAUAACUUUAGAAAUAUUCAUUUGCAAAAUGAAUUAAAAGAGGUUAUAUAGAAUCUUAAAGAAUUUACUGUGAGUUCUCUGUUGAUGAUGACUCAAGCAUUAGUUUUUCAAAGCCCCCAACCAAUCCUCCCUCACACCAACUACAUGCAUAAUGUUGCCACUACAUACAUUUUAUUGUGAAAACCUAUUUAUGGUAUUUUGUAUUAUAAUCAAAAGCAAAACGGAAAAAUGAAUAACAAAUGAAUUCAAUAAUAUAUCCCACCAUGGUUUACAAUAUUUAAUGCCACACUUAUGUGGUUUUUGAACAUACAGGACUUUUUAUUUGUUUCGUUGUUUGGUUUCCCUUUUCGAUAAUGUGAAGCAAUAAUACUCCCAUUAUAUAAUAAUCAGCGAAAUCUUAAUGCCACAUUAGACAAAGAAUCGAUAAUCCAACAUUUUAGGAAGAUUAACAAAAUUUUAGCAUUAUGUACAUGAAAAACCGAUAAUAAAUGAACCUAAAAAAAUUAAUUUUUAAUUAUAGAAGAAUUAUAAUAACAAGUUGUGAUCAUUCCCAGUAAUUAUAACUCAAAAAUAUGGACAUAUGGUAUAACAACAUACGUUGAUGCAUGAAGUAUACGUAGGUAGCUUGCAGCGCCCUAUGGUCAAAGUGAUGCACACAGUUUGUGCUAUCAUAAUAAUACUUCUUUACGAGAUGUGUCAUUCUAUAUCAUCCCUUUCGUUAAUGAUACAAAGAUUACUUGACUUUGUUUCGCGGUUAAAGAUGCUCUUUAGUUGUUUAUAUACUGAUAGAAAAAUUUAUAUUAUUGCGAAACCAUACGGUAUUGAUAGUGAAGCAAUCCGGUAUGGUAUCAACACAAUAUCACCUGGUAAGGAUCAAAUUAAAAACGAUAUAUACGGUUUGGACCUUAUAUCGGUAGAUCAUAACAUAUGGUAAGUAUAUCCAAAUACAGUCUGAUCUUGACCAAACUCAGUACAAAAAUAUUAUGUGAAAAAUUUCAGUUCAUUAUUUCCAUUUUUAAAGACUAAAGCUUCAUUUCACCAGACAGACGAACAGAUGGACGCAUGGAUAGUUAGUUUGUCAAAUUUCGUAACAAAAUAAUUUUCGAACCGCUAUAACUUUAAAACAAAUGAACGGAUUUAAAAACGCCCAAAAAGUUUUCCAUGUAGAUUUUUUUAAACUUUAAAACUAGCAUCACAGUAAAAUGGUAUUAAGUUACGACGGGCCGAACUUGGGAUACCUACCACCUCAAAUACACAGUGGUACAGAUAUGUCUACAUACCCUUUCAUAAACAGCAGUUACGUAAACUGACAGUAACUUAGGUAGGAUAAGAUUUAACACUAAAAGUGUUAACUAAUUAUGAUAAAUUUUUACCAUGGUUCCGAU